Molecule: messenger RNA, 1071 nt
Organism: Hyaloscypha bicolor E
Lineage: Eukaryota; Fungi; Ascomycota; Leotiomycetes; Helotiales; Hyaloscyphaceae
Exons: 3
Coding region: 1-1071 (356 amino acids)
Source: RefSeq, a predicted model, not a curated record
AUGGAUUCACACUCCUCGAACGCCAAGCCCCCCUUCGAGACACUUCCCCUCGAGACAAGACAGGCAGUCAUGCGCGCACUCCCAGAUGUUGAAUCAUUGAAAUGGCUGGUGCUGUCUUGUUCUUCCUUUUAUCAUGCCUUUCGAGAUGCUGGAUCAUUGAUCACCAUUCGAGUGCUCCUCAGUGAGGUGCACCUCGACGUCCUCCCCGAAGCCGUUGCUGUGUUUGAAUCGGCGCGGAACGGAUCUUGGACUCGACAAGGGAUCAUAGACUUCGCCUCCCAACACCUUGACAGAAGAAUUCCGCCACCACAAUCCUGGACACUCGCGGAUGCGUUAUCCAUAAGCAAGCUAUACUCUCAUGUCCAUUAUUUUGCGACAGACUUUGCAUGCAAAUGCCUAGGAAUUCAGGCUCUGGAGCGCGGCGUCCAACAAUCAUCGCCAUCGCAACUCGAAAUAGCUCGUAUUGAGCAGACUUUAGGAAUCCGAUCCUCUCUGUGGAUGAGCAAAGAGAAAUUAUUUUCUCAAAGUUCUCUCCCUGUGAAAAUGAGCAAUUGGCAUGUACCCACGAUUAUCUAUAUGGAAAGGUAUCUCCAGAUACUAACUUUGGUAGCUUUCAAUGAGAUAUCAGAACAUGACGUUUUCUGGGGGGGAUUACGGGUAAAUUAUUCUGAUAUUAGCGACCCUGGCGAUAUCGAACCUAUCCUUGCUCGUGGCCUCUCAAGCAUUCAUUCAAUUGCCCUAGCAAACAACUAUGAAGACCGGUACAACCUUGUCUAUCCUGACUAUCCACAAUACGAACCGGAUUGGUUAUUCGGGGCUUUGAAUGCCGCUAAUGACAUUCAUGAUGGCGAUUGGCUCGAGGAUUAUUCGGACGACCAACUUGCCCGAAUUACGGCGUCAUUCUUUCCAGACUCAGACACUGGGCCAGUGGAAACAUGGGUCUGGGCACACAAAGAAGAAUCUGGCCGGCAGUUCAUAAAUACUCCUAUCCGACAACCUCUUCGUGAAUGGGGCUAUGUUAUGUGGGAUCGCGCUCGACUUCAUGAGUGGAAAGUCUUUCAAACACCCUAG